CACUUUUUUGUCGUUUUGUUGGUCCAUAUGACUGCUAUAUCAAUCGCUUAUUUUCUCUCAGCAGCUCUUCACCUCAUCACCAGUGACGCCCUUUUCAAGCUGUAAUUGUCUUGAUCUGUUUCUCGCACUUCCGAGUCCCCUCGUAUUAUCGACCGAGUUGACUCGACUUUACUCUUCGCUUUUCUUAAAUUCUCUCUUUUUGAGCUUGAAGCUUGAAUCUCCGCCAUGAAUGAUGGCAUGGAUCGGACUCGCGCUUUUUUCAAAGACGUUAAGCGUCUUGUCAUCAAGGUUGGGACUGCUGUUGUGACUAGAAGCGAUGGGAGAUUGGCCCUUGGGAAACUAGGAGCUCUUUGUGAGCAGAUUAAAGAGUUGAACUCUGAAGGUUAUGAAGUUAUUUUGGUGUCAUCAGGUGCCGUUGGCAUUGGUCGCCAGAGGCUAAGAUACCGGACAUUAGUCAAUAGCAGCUUUGCUGACCUCCAAAAGCCACAACGUGAAAUGGAUGGGAAGGCAUGCGCAGCUGUUGGACAAAACAGCCUGAUGGCUCUUUAUGAUACAUUGUUUAGUCAGUUGGACGUGACAUCAGCACAGCUUCUCGUGACCGAUAAUGAUUUUAGGGAUAAAGAGUUUAGGAAGCAACUUAAUGAUACUGUGAAAUCACUGUUAGCUCUGAGGGUUAUCCCUAUAUUUAAUGAAAAUGAUGCUGUUAGUACUAGGAGAGCUCCAUAUGAGGAUUCUUCUGGCAUUUUUUGGGAUAAUGACAGUUUAUCAGCUUUGCUAGCUUUAGAGCUAAAAGCUGAUCUUCUCAUCCUGUUGAGUGAUGUGGAGGGUCUUUAUAGUGGCCCUCCUAGUGACCCACGCUCCAAGCUGAUUCAUACAUACAUUAAGGAAAUACAUCAGGGAGAAAUUACUUUUGGUGACAAGUCUAGGGUUGGAAGAGGGGGCAUGACAGCCAAAGUAAAAGCUGCUGUCAAUGCAGCUUAUGCUGGUGUCCCUGUUGUUAUAACCAGUGGGUAUGCUCCUGAGAACAUAAUUAGAGUCCUUCGAGGAGAGUGUGUUGGCACCCUCUUUCAUCAGGAUGCACAUUCAUGGGCCCCAGUUAAAGACUUUGGUGCACGUGAGAUGGCAGUUGCCGCAAGGGAGAGUUCCAGACGGCUUCAGGCAUUGUCUUCACAAGAUAGGAGAAAAAUUUUGCUGGAUAUAGCUGACGCCUUGGAAGCCAAUGAAAAACUGAUCAACAUUGAAAAUGAAGCUGAUGUUACUGCUGCACAACAGGCUGGAUUGGAAAAAUCCUUAAUAUCUCGGCUGGCUUUAAAGCCUGGAAAGAUUAAAGGCCUUGCAAAUUCAAUUCGUGUGCUUGCAAACAUGGAAGAUCCAAUUGGUCAUAUUUUGAAAAGAACUGAGCUUGCUGAUGGACUCCUCUUAGAGAAGACAUCAUCUCCUUUAGGUGUUCUUCUGAUUAUUUUUGAGUCUCGACCAGAUGCGCUGGUGCAGAUAUCUUCCUUGGCAAUUCGAAGUGGGAAUGGGCUUCUCUUGAAAGGAGGAAAAGAGGCCAAGCGGUCAAAUGAAAUUUUGCACAAGGUUAUCACUGCAGCCAUCCCAGAUACUGUUGGUGGAAGACUUAUUGGACUGGUGACGUCAAGAGAGGAAAUUCCUGAUCUGCUUAAGCUUGAUGAUGUAAUCGAUCUUGUGAUCCCAAGAGGCAGCAAUAAACUUGUUUCUCAAAUCAAAGCAUCAACUAAAAUUCCUGUUCUGGGUCAUGCUGAUGGAAUUUGUCAUGUAUAUGUUGAUAAGUCUGCCAAUAUGGAAAUGGCUAAGCGCAUUGUCUUGGAUGCAAAAGUAGAUUAUCCAGCAGCCUGCAAUGCAAUGGAAACACUGCUUGUCCACAAGGAUUUGGUGCAGACUGGUGACAUAAAUGAUCUGACAGUUGAUCUUCGCACUGAAGGUGUUAAUUUGUAUGGGGGACCAAGGGCAAGCAAGGAGCUGAACCUUCCAGAAGCACAUUCUUUUCAUCACGAGUACAAUUCCAUGGCUUGCACUAUCGAAAUUGUUGACGAUGUGUAUGCUGCCAUUGAUCAUAUACAUGAACAUGGAAGUGCACAUACUGAUUGUAUUAUAGCAGAAGAUCAUGAUGUUGCAGAAGUUUUUCUACAUCAGGUUGACAGUGCUGCAGUUUUUCAUAAUGCAAGCACAAGAUUCUGUGAUGGAGCUCGAUUUGGUUUAGGUGCAGAGGUUGGAAUAAGUACGAGUAGAAUUCAUGCUCGGGGUCCUGUUGGAGUUGAAGGAUUGCUAACAACAAGAUGGAUUCUAAGGGGUAGUGGACAGGUAGUGGAUGGUGAUAAAGGGGUGAUAUAUACCCACAAGGACGUAACUUAUAGUCGAGCAAAUGGGUUUAUACCGCCCUCACUGAAAAAAGAAGAAAAUGGUGGAGGCAUUGGCAUUCACUGAAAAUAUGGAUGAUGCCUCUAUCAUUGGCUGUUGCCUCCAUUUAUUUCAGCUGUAGUCCUUCUCUUGUGCUCUUUUAAAGUCCAUCUCUCACCGUUGCUUCUUGCUAUUACUAUGUAAUCUUUCCUUAGGCAGUUUAUAUAUCCAUCUUAUUUCAAUUGCAGUAUAUUAAUAAAGUUUUUGGCUUGGCAGAGCAAAA
Molecule: messenger RNA, 2641 nt
Organism: Hevea brasiliensis (rubber tree)
Lineage: Eukaryota; Viridiplantae; Streptophyta; Magnoliopsida; Malpighiales; Euphorbiaceae
Product: delta-1-pyrroline-5-carboxylate synthase
Exons: 20
Coding region: 226-2445 (739 amino acids)
Cellular component (GO): cytoplasm
Molecular function (GO): glutamate 5-kinase activity; glutamate-5-semialdehyde dehydrogenase (NADP+) activity; ATP binding
Source: RefSeq, a predicted model, not a curated record